AUGUACUGUUUGAGACAUGUGAAUUACUACUUUAAUCCUAAGGAGGACGCUCUAUAUGAUAUCAGUUGUCUGCUAGAUGCAAAGGCAUCUGUUCUGUGUUGCUUCUGUUCCGAAGGGAGGAAGACUUGUGAUCCAGUGGGUUUUGCAUACUUUGUAUUAUGUAUGUACGAUUUGCUGACACCUGUCGAGCCUGUGACUGGCCUUUUAGGAAACGCUCGCGAUCUUGUUGAGAUUAUUGAAUGGGCUGUUGUUGUCUUGGAUGAAGAACAUUGGAAUGGUGAUGUAAAGCAGACCAUUCGUGAAGAGGUCUAUAUUCUUGUGAAGGUGUUUGAUAGUGUGGAAGGCGCUUAUACUUGUGAAUUCUUGUUGAAGGGUACUAAAACCGCGAAGCGUGUAAGUCCUCGUUAUAACCAAGGGGUGUGGUCUUCGUGGCCCUAUUGUUGA
Molecule: messenger RNA, 444 nt
Organism: Aspergillus neoniger CBS 115656
Lineage: Eukaryota; Fungi; Ascomycota; Eurotiomycetes; Eurotiales; Aspergillaceae
Exons: 1
Coding region: 1-444 (147 amino acids)
Source: RefSeq, a predicted model, not a curated record